This is a messenger RNA of Stylonychia lemnae, 525 nucleotides long. NCBI's taxonomy places the organism in Eukaryota, Ciliophora, Spirotrichea, Sporadotrichida, Oxytrichidae. The record is from the annotation of a GenBank genome assembly.
AUGAGAAUUGUGCUAAAAAUAUUUGAAGAAGAGGCCGCUGAAAUUGAAUAAAUCAUAGAAAGCAUACAAAUGGAAAACGAUUUAAAAAGAGUUAUGAGGAAUCAUUUGAUGGAUCUAUGUAGCUACGCCUUGCCACCUCCAUAAAUCAAAACAAUUUUUGACAUCAUUUUACUCAUAAUGGGAAAGCCUGUUAAGUGGCAAAAUGCAAGAGAAGAAAUAGAAAAACUUAACUUUGUUGAUAAUCUUAGAAACCAUGACAUUUCGGGGCUUACAAGAGAUCAAGUUAUCUCAGCUGAUGACAAAAUAUCACGUGACAUAAGUUUUAACUCUCUCAAGAAGAUAAACAGAGCUGCUGCUUAUCUAUUUCUAUGGGCAGAUAACAUACUUCACCUUCGAUUUUUGCAAUUUAAAUUUGAGGAUAAUAUAAGUGAACCUUUGAAAACUCAAAGAUAUUUAAAUGAAUGCAGGCUUGUGAUUAACUCCAAAAUUUACCAAUUGGAAAAGAGAUAAAAAAAAUAGGAUUGA